UCGUUGGAUAGGUAUUAUGUCUACAAAUUCAAAAAAAAAACACUCAGGUGGAUCAUCUUGUGCAGUAGCGACGUGUAAGCAUUAUGCUAGCAAGACUAAAGAGCAAGGAUUCGACAUAUCAUUUCACAGGUUCCCAAUAAAGAAUGUUGAGAUCUAUAAUAUGUGGGUACAUAAAUGUCGGCGAGGUGAUAAGUGGAAUCCUAAGACAUCGUUGGUUUGUUCUAAACAUUUUACCCAAGAUUCUUUUGUUCGAGAUUUGAAUGCAGAACUUUUAGGAUACACUCCUAAAGUUCGUUUGUUGAAACCUGAUGCAGUCCCGACUUUAUAUUUACCACCGGAUCAUUCACAAAGUGUAACUUCUUCUUCAGCGAUCAAUCGAAAUAAGAGAAUUGAAGCUAAAUCAAUGAAACAGGUACAUGAUGAACUAAUUUUAUCCAGCAUUACUUCUACUUCACCAGAUUCUCUGUCACCAUCAAUUGAAAUUUCUUCUACAAUCAAUGCGGACUCUAUUCCAUUUCCAGAUAAAUCACCUUUAAAUAUGAAUUAUGAACAAUUAUACAAUGACCUUUUGAAAAAACACAAUGAAUUGAAAGUUGAAAAUGACAAGCAGAAAGAUAAGAUUUUAUCACUUGAAAAGCCUCUUGUAGAUUAUAAAAAACUUAUCCCUAAAGGAUCAGAUAGGAUUUUCAAAAGAACUGAAAUUGAACAAAAAUAUAAACCUGUAAUUCAGUCUUAUGUAAAACAAAGAUUGUUGAUCCGAAUGAAAUAUUUCAACCAACAUGCAGUAUCAUUAGCUAAAAAAAGAAAAGCAAAAGCUCAACUAAGCAGAAUAAAUAAAUUAAGAAAAUUAAUGACUUGA
Metopolophium dirhodum (rose-grain aphid) is the source of this 859-nucleotide messenger RNA. RefSeq names its product THAP domain-containing protein 1-like. Lineage: Eukaryota; Metazoa; Arthropoda; Insecta; Hemiptera; Aphididae. The transcript has 5 exons. The record is from RefSeq and is a predicted model, not a curated record. Bases 17 to 859 code for a protein of 280 amino acids.